AGAGAGAGAGCAGAGACGUCAGCAUACUGCCACAGAUCCAGCAGCACUGCAGAUCUCUGUGUGUGCUGCUAUUCUUCCUAUGAGGGUGAAAGACAGGAGGAGGAGUGGGAGUGAGUGAGUGAGAGAAGCGUCUGGCAGCCAUCCCAGUCAAACAGUAAUGCAGAGUAAAGGGGAGAUAGCAGUCUUUUCACUGAGCCUCAGCACAGGAUACAGCACUGCGGCCCGGGAGCCCUCCCUUUGUGAGCCACUGGUCGUGUGAUCUCACCGCUGAGAGGAGGGGCCCCCUUUCCCCUGUCUGGCCAAUCCUUGAGCUCGGUGACUAGGUCACGUGAGAAUCCCUCUUUCGGGUUGCCAUGACAAUGUGCACUGGUCCAGACAGCAUCUUACUGUGGUGAGAAGGGAAGAGAAGAGGAGGGAGGAUAGACAGAGGGCGGGAGAGCAAGAGAACAAACCCCAGACACCUAUGCUGCGCACCUUUCCUCUAAUGAGGAUGCCUGAGACGGGGAGAUAAAGACUUCACCGGAGCAGAGUGUGUGCUAGAGCCAGGGGCUGGGGCCUGACCAGAGACCCCCAGAGGCCCCCAACUGGGGGGGAGGUCCAUGGGGACCAUGGGGGACCUGGGAGGCUUCACCACCACAGGGGAGAGGGUGAACCCGGCCCACAUCCUGUUUGACCGCUUCGUCCAGGCCUCCACUUGCAAGGUCACACUCAAGGCCUUCCAGGAGCUCUGUGACCAUCUGGAGCUCAAGCCCUGUGAGUACCGGGUCUUCUACCACAAGCUUAAGUCCCGUCUCAACUACUGGAAGGCCAAGGCACUCUGGGCUAAGCUUGACAAGCGGGCCGGCCAGAAGGAGUACAAGAAAGGACGUGCAUGUACCAACUCUAAGUGUUUGAUCAUCGGGGCAGGACCAUGUGGCCUGCGGACGGCCAUUGAGCUGGGCUUCCUGGGCGCCAAGGUGGUGCUGCUGGAGAAGAGGGAUGCCUUCUCCAGGAACAAUGUGCUGCACCUGUGGCCCUUCACCAUCCAGGACCUCCGGGGACUCGGGGCCAAAAAGUUCUAUGGAAAGUUCUGCGCCGGAGCCAUCGACCAUAUCAGUAUCCGGCAGCUCCAGCUGAUGCUGCUGAAGGUGGCCCUGCUCCUGGGCAUCGAGAUCCACGUCAACGCGGAGUUCAAGGGUCUCAUCGAGCCCCCCGAGGACCAGGAGAACGAGAGGAUAGGGUGGAGGGCUGAGGUCCUCCCCAGGACACACCCAGUCAACGAGUUGGAGUUUGAUGUCAUCAUUGGGGCAGAUGGGAGGAGAAACACGUUGGCAGGGUUCAGGAGGAAGGAGUUCCGGGGCAAGCUGGCCAUCGCCAUUACAGCCAACUUCAUCAACAGGAACACCACAGCCGAGGCCAAGGUGGAGGAGAUCAGCGGAGUGGCCUUCAUCUUCAAUCAGAAGUUCUUCCAGGACCUCCGGGAAGCCACGGGAAUUGACCUGGAAAACAUUGUCUACUACAAGGAUGACACGCACUACUUUGUCAUGACCGCCAAGAAACAGAGUCUGCUGGAGAAGGGAGUCAUUCUGCAUGAUUACGCGGACACAGAGAUGCUGCUUUCCAGGGCUAACGUGGACCAGGCAGCUCUGCUAUCUUACGCCCGUGAGGCCGCAGACUUCUCCACCAACCACCAGCUGCCCACGCUGGACUUUGCCAUCAACCACUACGGCCAGCCCGACGUGGCCAUGUUCGACUUCACCUGCAUGUACGCCUCCGAGAACGCGGCGCUGGUACGCCAACGCAACGGGCGCCAGCUACUGGUGUCUCUGGUGGGGGACAGUCUACUGGAGCCCUUCUGGCCCAUGGGCACUGGUAUAGCUCGGGGUUUCCUGGCAGCCAUGGACUCCGGCUGGAUGGUGAAGAGCUGGGCCCAGGGAAACACAUCUCUGGACGUGCUGGCUGAGAGGGAGAGCAUAUAUCGCUUGCUGCCUCAGACAACGCCAGAGAACAUCAAUAAGAAUUUCAGUCACUACAGUGUGGACCCCACCACGCGCUACCCUAAUAUUAGCCUCCACUUCCUCAGGCCCAACCAGGUACGACACCUCAUAGACACAGGGGAUUCAAGUAGGGAAAUGCUUAUCGAAAUGGAGAAUGUAGUCAACUCGUCAACACCCAAGCUCACCCGAAAUGAAUCCAUAGCUCGCUCCAGCAAGCUGCUAAGCUGGUGUCAGAGGCAGACUGAGGGCUACAGAAAAGUCAGUGUGACUGAUCUCACCAUGUCCUGGAAGAGUGGCAUGGCCCUGUGUGCCCUCAUCCACCGCUACAGACCUGACCUCAUUGACUUUGACUCCCUGGAUGAGCGGGACCAGCAGAAGAACAAUCAGCUGGGCUUUGACGUGGCCGAGAGGGAGUUUGGCAUCUCACCUUGCAUGACUGGCAAGGAGAUGUCCCAGGUGGCGGAGCCUGACAAGCUCUCCAUGGUCAUGUACCUCAGCCAGUUCUACGAGAUGUUCAAGGACACAGUGCCCCCUGGGGCCGGAGGGGACCAGAACAUGAGCCCUGAGGAGAAGGCUGCGUUGAUCAACAGUACAAAGUCCCCCAUCUCCUUCCUCAGCAAGCUGGGCCAGAGCAUCGCUAUCUCACGGAAGCGUAACCCCAAGGACAAAAAGGAGAAGGAGGUGGAUGGUGUGGGGAAGAGGAGGAAGACCAGCCAGGCUGACCACUCUGAAGACGAAGAGGUUUUGAGGGGUAACCGUGACGACAGGCCAUCUAACAGUACUGCUCUGACAGAAAGGAAGAUGAAGGAAGAGUCAGCAGCUCUAGGGAACCACAACAAAGUCAAGUCCAUGGCCACCCAGCUUCUCGCCAAGUUUGAGGAGAACGCCCCCGCCGAAUCCAAGGGCCUCAAAAGACAGGGGGAUUCUCUGCCCAGUUUGGGUGUCGUCCUGGCGCUGCCCCCUCCCCCUGCCUCCCUGGGCCCCCCCAGGGAGCCUGUCCGCCUAGCUCCGGUCCCUGCAUGGAGACAGAAACGCACCCAGCAGCAGGAGCAGCUCAGCUUCUGCUAUAAGGAGACGGUCAAGUGUCAGAUCCUACCUAUCAGAGGGGAGCAGCCAAGAAGCGGUACAGAGUGGUGUUCGGGCUCACGGAGCUGCCCUAAGAAAACCAUUCUGCUUUCCUCCACCUCCUCGCUCUCUCUUCACUCACAGCACUGUGAUAGAGAAGGUUUGGAGGAGGAAGGGACCACACAGGUCCAGACACCUCAAGCUCACCGGAAAUUGGAAUCCGUGCAGCUUGAGGAACCAGAGCCUAUUCACAUCCCUAGCAUCCAGGAGAGGUCUGCGUGGCUAGUCGCUAAGUUUAAGGGUAAACCUGAGAAACUAAAGCUUAAGAAAAAGCCCUCGUGUUUCUUAGUAGAACAGUGGCACCUGUCAGCCAGAACCCUCAGCCAGAACACACAAAGCCUCUUCUCCCCCCCUGAAGCUCUUGGACAGGAGAUGGAACCGCUGCGCUCUGAUGACCAACUGUCACGACGUGCCUUUAGUGUACAGGAGAGGGCUGAGCAGCGAGCCUCGCAGUUUCAAGGCAAGCUGGCAAAUCCACAGGGGAACCUGUCCCACAGCCAGAACCCAGAGAGCCCCCUCUCCUCCCCUGAAACUCUGAGACCGAGCUAUUUAAAGAUGUACACAGGGGAAGUGAGCUUAUUGGCUGAGCAGAUAGCCAAUCAGCUUCAGCCUCAAGAGGAACCUAAGCCCUUACUUGACAAAAGGGAGUUGAGUUCCCUGAGGAAGGAGUUCCCCCAGAACAUCGGGGGCAGUGACGUGUGCUUCUUCUGCCGGAAGCGUGUGUACGUGAUGGAGCGGCUGAGUGCCGAGGGCAAGUUCUUCCACCGCAGCUGCUUCAAGUGUGACUACUGCGGCACCACACUACGACUUUCGUCCUACGCCUUCGAUGUGGAGGACGGGAAGUUUUACUGCAAGCCCCACUACUGUUACCGUUCGUCUGGUCAGGCUCAGAGGAAGAGGCCAGCACCGACCCCUGCUCUGCUCAAUGCUAAGGACAACCAGGCUUCCUUGCCCGCGGCGGUCACUGUGGACUCCCCUGGGAGGGGGGCGAUGGCAUCCCCUUCCCCCACCGAGCGCCGGUCCUCAGUCCCGGAGGUGAACGGGCUGCAGGAGCCCAGCCUGGCUAAGCGUCUGCGGGGCACGCCGGAGCGCAUCGAGCUGGAGAACUACCGUCUGUCUCUGCAGCGGGAGGAGGACCUAGAGGAGGUGCCAGAGGAGACGCUGGCCGAACACAACCUAAGCAGUGUGUUGGACAAGGACGCGCACGCAGACCUGGGCUCCAGCAGCUCAGAGUCUGACAUGGAGGAGGAGGACCAGGAUGAAGAGGAGCAACAUGAGGAGGAGCAGCAGGAGCCCCCCAGCCCCUCAGACCUGGGAGGAGUACCCUGGAAGGAGGCAGUGGAGCUCCAUGCCAAGCUGAAGACUGACAGCGACCCAGGGGCUGAGGGAGAGGACGGUGAGGGAGAGGACGGUGAGGGAGAGGACGGUGAGGGAGAGGACGAGACACAUGGUCACAUCGCUAGGGAUCUAGAAGUGGAGGAGGAGGAAGAUGACGAAGAAGAGGAGGACGAUGAUGCGGAAUCGACUGAUGAGGGGGAGUACUGCCCGUGGGAGCAGGAGCUCCAGUCAGGCAUAUGGCUGGAGAAUCUCCAAGACGAAGAGGAUACCUGUAGAUUUAAAGCCAGAAACCUGCAGAUCCAGCAGGUGCUGCAGCCUGUGGAUCCGACGGGCAUUAAGAAUCUCAGAAGAGUCUCCACACUGUCAGAGGGGGACAAGGAGGAGCCUCCUGCCUCAGCCUCCCAGCCAUCCACCACACUCACCCAGUCCCCCUUCACAGCCCCCGCCCACACAUCCACUCGUCAUGAGGCUGUGCGAGUCUGGUUGGAGUCGGUGUCCGGAGAGCCCUGUGAGGAUGAUGACCCGGAAGCAGAAGUGGGUAGCCAUGAUUUUGAGCCAGGCACCGAGAUGGACCAGGAGGACAUUCCCUCUGACGCGGAGGCGGAGGCUCGUCUGCACCAGUCAGAGCUCAGUGAUGCGCUUCCUGAAGAGGACAAGAAGUCGCAGAGUCAGGGGAUCACCUAUAGCAUUGAACAACCUAGUGUCAGUCCGGUGAAGUUAGUUGCGGAAGUUGUGCUCUCGCCAGUCAAACCACCGACUCCACAGCCUGAUUUACAGAUGUCUCACACGUCUCCUUCCUACCUGGUCAAAUCACCCGGAAUGCGCUUUUUCCCAGAUCCCUUGGCAUCGGAGAAUGUCACAAUACCCCAGAGGACAGUUCAGACUCCCAAUGCCAAGAGCCCCCAAUACGCUACCCAUGCCCUGUCCCCCAUUCACUCCCCUGUUCAAUCCCCUAUUCGCUCCCAGCCUAUCCCACUGCCUGAGACGGUCACCCUAAAAUCCCCUGUCAACUCUCCACCCUGCUCCUGCCCCCCGACAGGGAACCCGCUGUCUCCCAUCUGUGCCCAGCCGCUGCCCUGCCACGAGCCCUCCUCACCCCUCACCUCGGACUCCCCUGUCAGAACUCAGCCUGUCCCUGCCAUCACCUCCACUCCACUAGCCAAACCAGCCUCCUCUGACAGGACUACCCCCGAGCCUCAAAAAUCUCUGGACCUCACAGACGAAACCCCGGUGAAGAAGACUGACAUCAUUGAGGAGUUCUGGCUGAAGAGUGCCGAGAUCAGGAAGAGCCUGGGUCUCACCCCACUGGACCGUAGCAGCAGCAGCAAAGCCCCAGAGAAGUGUCAUGUUACUGUGGGUAAGGUGCCCACUCCGGACUCCCCCUCGACCAAGUCCUAUACCCCAGAGGAUCUCUCAGAGGAGCUUAGGCCUUCCCCUUCUCCCUUCACCGGUCGCUCGGUCAUUCGCAGGCUGAACAUUACGGUGGAGGGCCAGGUCAUCUCCCCUGCGGAGCCCAAGAGCAUUGGCUCAGAACGGAGGGACCUCAGCAGCAGCUCCGGCCUAGGCCUCAACGGCAGCAUGGCCACCAACCAGACCAGCCAGGCGGCCAGUGACAGCUACCACACUUCCGACUCCACCAUGCUCACCCCACCAUCCAGCCCCCCGCCGCCCCCGCCCAACGAGGAGCCAGCUACUCUCAAGCAGCAGCAGAAGCACCAGGUGUCCUGGGACAAUGGGAUCGAUGGCCCCACUACACCUGAGCCAGCCAAGAAGCCAACCAAGGUGGCACCCACCAAGACCAACAGCCCUGUGCCUUCACCAAGGACCCAACUCAGCCCUGUGUCUAUGCCAGUAUCUGCGCCCAAGCCUGCCCCCAGGACUACACCGGUCACCUCGCCAGUCACCUCGCCGGUCACAGCUCCGGUCACUCCGUUGGUGGUCAUGAGACGGGAGAAGAGCAGCAAAACACGUCGGGAGGAGGUGAGGAAGUCAUUCGUGGAGUGUGUGGCGGAGAUCCCGUUUGCGGACGAUGUGGAGGACACGUACGACGAGCGGACGCCGGACACAACCAUGGACAGGUUCUACACUCCGCCCAGCAGCAAGCCCAACAGGGAGAGGGAGAAGCGUCCCCUGCACCUGGCCCUGGCCAUGGAAAACGGAAAGCCCAUUUUUCCUGUGAACCAGCAGGCCUCGAAGAGCCAGAAGGCCCAGCAGUUCUCCCCUGAGGCCAAGGAAAUAGCAGAGGAACGGAUGAGAGCCAGAGAGAAGUCCAUCAAGAGCCAAGCUCUGAAGGAAGCCAUGGCCAAGCAGCUCAACAAGAUGAAAGAGACGGACACUGCCAAGGGCGCCGCCGCCACGGCUAAAGUGGUGUGGAACGUGGCCUCAUCAGAGACUUUCGGGAAAAGUACUAAGAAGUCAUCCGGUUCUCCAAAGACGUAUGCAGUGAAAUCUCUUGAGUCAAAGAAGGCUGAGACUCUAUCAGAGCGUUUCUUUAGCAGUCAGGGUAACAAGAGUCUGGACAGCUCGACCGUCUCCUCCGACGGCUCCGCCUCGGGGGGCAAGAGCAAGAAGCGCGGCUCGCUUUUCUCACCUCGCAAGAACAAGAAGGAGAAGAAAGCCAAGAAUGAAAGCCAGCUCUCGGUCAAGCACGGCACAGACGAGACGCCGUCGCCGCCCAAACACAAGUCCCUGUGGAAGGCUGUGUUCUCGGGGUACAAGAAAGACAAGAAGAAGAAUAAGGAGGACAAGUCAUGUCCCAGCACGCCAUCCAGCUCCAACACCAACGACUCAGGGAAGAAGCGAUUGUCGCCUCUCGGCAGGUCGUCAGAUUUGAAGUCGCGCAGAAACCUGAGCUUCUCUGAGGACUCGGAUCUGUCAUGUGAUGAUGUGCUGGAAAGGUCUUCUCAGAGGUCUAGGACAGACUCUGUUUAUGUCCCUCACGCAUUGGCGUUCAAGAGAGCGUACGCCACCAAGAAAACCUACACAGAGGAGGAGCUCAAUGCCAAGCUGACACGUAGGGUACAGAAAGCUGCCCGGCGACAGGCCAAGCAGGAGGAGCUGAAGAGACUGCACAGAGCCCAGACCAUCCAGAGGCAGCUGGAGCAGGUGGAGGAGAAACAGAGACAGCUGGAGGAGAGGGGUGUGGCUGUGGAGAAAGCCCUGCGAGGGGAAGCAGGAUUGUAUAAAGGGACUUAUUGUACUAUACCAAAACAACACAAAAGACGAUCAGACUAUUGGGGAGAGUCUAAUUACAGUGAAAUCCUGGACUUGCAUCUGGGCGGGAUGGGGAAAAAGGACGACCCCAAGCUCAUGCAGGAGUGGUUCAAACUGGUCCAGGAGAAAAACGCCCUGGUGCGAUACGAAUCUGAGCUGAUGAUAUUUGCACGAGAACUGGAGCUGGAGGAUCGUCAGAGUCGACUGCAGCAGGACCUGAGGGAGCGCAUGGCAAUUGAAGACCACCUGAAGACGGAGGUGGAGCUGGCGCAGGAGAAGCACAUCCUGAAUGAGAUGCUGGAGGUGGUGGAGCAGAGAGACUCCCUGGUAGCCCUCCUGGAGGAGCAGAGGCUCAGGGAGAAGGAGGAGGAUAAGGACCUGGAGUCUGUCAUGCUCUCGAAGGGUUUCAACCUCAACUGGGCCUGACACUAGACGCACCAUCCACCCCCACUCAGAUAAUACACUACCCCUCCCCUGUGUCCGGGCUCAGUGAAGACCUAAAUCACGGUUCCAUGCGUACAGAACGGAGUUGUCCUUUCACGGCCCUUCUGUUGGCGAAUGUGCGCAGAGUUGUCCUAUCAUGGCUCCUCUGUUGGAGCAGUCUAAAAUGUUUACAUAUCUACUCUGCCACCAGGCAGGCAUCAUUACCUAGUGAUAUCUCACCUCACGGUGGGAGGAGCAACUACAGCCUGGACUUUCUCAAAACCUCAGAAGGUCUUUCGACGUGAUUCUCCAGAACGGGGGAACUUACCUCCUCUAGGAAGAAUGUUUUUAUUUUUUAUUUCUUUUAAUCUCGAUCACACAAAGGGAAGAAAGAGGUUUGGUCCUGCUGAUGUAAAGGAAUUCAAUAUAUGAUACCAGUUUCUGUGUAUUGAAUGUGCAUAACACAACACAUUAAAGAAGCUGUGGUUGUAGAUGAGGGUAGGCCCUUUAUCUAUCGAUUGUUAGAGUUUCUGUAGAAAGGGGAGGAGUGGACCGAAGCCUCUGGUCUCUCUCAUCCUAACCUCAUGACAUCCUCUGCCAUUGUGAAUGCUGACUGAGGGAGGGACAUCCUCUGCAUAAGCUGGCUUUCUCUCCAAUUACACAGUGGCUUCCAUGUUCUGAGGAGCCAAUGAGGAUCACACUCUAAAAGGCCCGUAAUUGUUUUGCACAGAGAUUCACACUAAGAGUCAACGCUAAGGAUCAUUGGAAUCUGGUCACUUAGUCGUUUUCAAUUGUGUAUUUAUUAGCAUUGUUUUUACAAAGAACCUGAAUUAACUGUUUUUGGCAUUUUCGUUCAUGGAAGAGAGUGCCUGAACUGGUGGCUCAACAGAAUGCACUUGUGCUCUCUUUAUGACAUUGACAGCAAGGAAACUAAUGGAAAACUCCAUCACCCAGAAGCCAGUGCGUGUCAGGACUGUAUGCUGCUGCAGACUCAUAUAGAAGCAUAUCAUGUGUUAAAGUGCACGUUUUGUCAUUGCAGCCGACUUUAAAGGCGAGUCGGGACUGACUGAUCUACAAAUCAACUUGCAUCAUAAAUAACUACUCAAUAUUAUUUGUAGCUCAGUCAGUCACUAUUUACCCAUGAUACAUCACGGUUUUGAUGCUCUAACCUGUAGCAUAGAUUAAUUGACACAUGCACACUUCAGCAAGCAACCCACUUGACACAUCUCUUAGGCUCCUAGUUCUGAGUGAUAAUGUGUCCUUCUCCAUACGAUGCCUUUCCCUGUAUAUCACAUAAAAAUGUCAGUUUAUAUAAUCAGUUGCCCUUAUUCAAUACUAAUUGGCAUAUACUGUACCGUGAAAUAUCCUCAGUGUAGAUGAAAUGUUAAAAAGAGAAAGACAUAGCAGUCGAGUUAGUUUGAUCUCAGAAGAGGCCUUGUCUUAUUGGACUUACACAGUAUAUCAGUGCAUCGUGUUAUCAUCAUAAUACCAGAAGUGAACUGACACGUCACUAACUGGUGUCACAGUACAGUUGUGUCAGUGAAUAUUUUGCAAUAUCAAAGGGGAUAAACCACAGAACUCAAACACAGCCUCUGGCUUCGCUAUCCCUGGGGCUGAGGUAUAUGACCUGCUUUGGAGCAAAAUGCCUUUUUCAUUUGUUUUAAUAUUUUACAGUUUUCUUUUGAGUUUCAAACUUGUAUGUAUCCCACCAGGGUACAUUUAACUUUUUUGUUAAUCCUUUUUAUACAACUACAGUUCGCCAAACAGCAGUCAUGAGUAGAAGUGGAGACACGAGGCUGCUCUACUGCUCGAAGUAAACCGCUUCUAUUCAGUCACAGGAGCAUGUACAUUUGUUUGUCAUACGAACCUACUGGCCUUUCUGCCAAACUGUAAACCUUUGGUUGGUCACCGUUUUUGUUGUUGUUGCUGUAUAGAGUUACACACCGUGAGAAUAUGUGUAAGAAUUAAACGGAGCUGUGAAUAGAUUUUAAAAAGUUACAACAUUUCAAGGCUUGGUGUUUUAGAUGGUGUGUGAUACGUUUGACAGAUUGUAUUGAUAUUUAUUAACAUGUGUGCAAAAAUGUAUCAUAUGUAAAGAAAAAUGAAUCCUAAUUUUUAAAACACAUGGCAGAUAUGUAAAUGCUUAUUCAUGUAGCGAAAAUGCAUAGAGUGUUGGAUGUAUGCUGAAACGGCAAUAAAACCAUGCAGUUAUUUUAAAAAA
Oncorhynchus tshawytscha (Chinook salmon) is the source of this 10296-nucleotide messenger RNA. RefSeq names its product protein-methionine sulfoxide oxidase mical3a-like. Gene Ontology annotation, molecular function: FAD binding; protein binding. The transcript has 46 exons. The record is from RefSeq and is a predicted model, not a curated record. NCBI's taxonomy places the organism in Eukaryota, Metazoa, Chordata, Actinopteri, Salmoniformes, Salmonidae. Bases 600 to 8078 code for a protein of 2492 amino acids.